Molecule: messenger RNA, 2649 nt
Organism: Meloidogyne enterolobii
Lineage: Eukaryota; Metazoa; Nematoda; Chromadorea; Rhabditida; Meloidogynidae
Source: the annotation of a GenBank genome assembly
AUGGCAGCAGAAAUAAUUAAUAAAGAAACAGAAAAACCUCACAAUAAUUUAGUAGAUUCAACAAUGACUAAUUCAUCUAAUUCAAUUAAAAGUCAAACAAAACCUCCAUUCGAAUUAAAACAACCUUUAGCUGUUUGGCCAAUAAAAUUAUCUUUAAUAAUUUUUGGAAUUCAAUUUUUGGAAAGAUUUUCUUUUUAUUUUUUAAAAUCUACACUUUCCAAUCAUUUAAUUGAUAAUUUGGGAAUGAAUAUUUUAACAGCCAAUACUUCCCAAAAAUUAAUUAUUCAAGUUACCUUUUUUGCUGCAAUUGUUGGGGGAAUUAUGUGUGAUAUUAAAUAUGGAAGAUAUGGUACUCUUGCCUGGUUCUUUCCAAUUUAUUUUGUUGGCCAAGUAUUAAUUACAUUUAGUCCAAUUAUUCCUUUACCUGGAUUUUUCCAUCCUUAUUUUGAUUUUUUUGCUCUUUUUCUUCUUUCUUAUGGUUGUGGAUGUAUUAAAGCAGUUUUGGCUGCUUAUGGGGCUGAUCAAUUUAAGCCUCCUAAUGUUACCCAAAUUGGAUGCUUUUUUGCUUUAUUUUAUUCGUUGGAACAAUUUUCAAUAAUUUUUGGAAUUUAUUUACUUCCAAUAAUUAAAUUUUUCUCUCAAAUACCAACAGACAAACCUUUAUUAAAUGUUCUUUCUUUAGCUACAUUUUUACUUUUAAUUUCUAUUGUAAUUUUAUUUGGAACAUCUAAUUAUUUUUAUAAAUUUAUUCCUCAAAAUAAAAACCAAAAUAUUUUUAUUAAAUCAUUUAAAAUAAUUAAACAAUCAUUAAUUAAUAAAUAUCGUCGAAAACCUUUAAUUACCUCAACAAAACAACCAACCCCUAAAUAUUUAUUAGAAUAUUUCCUUAUUGACCAUAAUUGUCAGAGAGAUAGAGAAUGUGAUUUUGGAAGAAAAAAUAUUUGUGAACAAACAAAAUUUAUUGGUGAAUUACAAACAGUUAUUCAAAUAUCUUUUGUUUUAUUGCCACUUUCUCUUUUUUGGGCACUUCGAACUAAAUUAAUAUCAAUUAAUAUAUCACAAAUUCAAAAUAUCGACACUAAACUACCAUUUAUUGGCCAAUUACCUGACCAGAUUUGUUGCUUAUUACAACCUAUUUUUGUUAUUUUAUUAUUACCUCUAUUUUAUAUGUUUAUUUUCAAAUCUCCUUCAAUUAGUCAAUGUUUAUCAUUAAAUACUUAUCUUCGGCGUAUAUUUAUUGGUAUAUUUUUAUGUUCUGUAGCUUGUUUUUGUUCUGCAAAUAUUCAAAAACUUUUAUUAUCAAAUAACAAUUCUUUAAUUAAAUCAACAGAAGAUUUUACUUUAAUUAAAUUAUUUAAUUUAUUCCCCUCAAAAUGCUCUUUUUCGAUUUCUAAAAUUAAUUCAAAAGAAAAUUUUGUUAUUAUUGAGGCAAAUAAUUCAAAUAUAUUUUCUUUAAAAUCAGAAGAUUUAACUGCCGGUUAUGUUGAUUUAUUAUUUCGUUUUAAUGGCUCUUCUUGCUCUAGCCAUCGGAAAAAUUUACUUAGAAUUUGGCUUAAUUCAGCAACAAAUAAUCAAUUUAAUAUUGCUUUAGUUGGCCCUCAAGGAAUAUUUUUUACAUCUUUAAAUAUAAAAAAUACAAAAACAAAUGGACCUUCAAAUUAUUUGGGAUUUUUAAAUCUUUUACCUUGUAAUUCCCUCUCUCCUUCUUUAUCUUCACUUCCUUCUGAAUGUUCUAAUUCAACUAAUGAUAUAUUAACACAAGCACUUACUCCAUUAAAACAAUCUUUAUCUAUUUGUGAUGAUUCUAAUAAUUGCCCUAUUAAUUGGGAUUUAAAUGAAAUUUUGUCUUCAACUUUUUUUGUUUUUCCACCUAAUGGCGAUAAUGUUGGGAAAGGCCGAGGAAGUGUUUAUCCAAUUAAAGCUAUUCCUACAGGAAAAUAUCAAUUUUCUGAUUUAAUUCCCCAAACAAUUAUUUCAACAACAACAAAUUCAUCAAUAAAUCCUCUUCCUUUAAAUACUAAUUUGAGUAGCAAUAAUCCAUUAAUAUCACUUCUUCCACAAAAUUCCGCAAUUAAUGUGGAUGGUACUGGAUCAAUAUUGUUAGCAGUAUUAUCUUUAGAUGGAAGUCCAUUAGCUGGACAAAAUGAUUCAACAACUUCUUCCUCUUUACCAAAUCCAAUAUUUACAUUUCUUUUACUUUCUGGUCCUCCUCAAUUAGGCAUUUUAUGGUUAUUUCCUCAAAAUCUUUUAAUAGCAGCCUCUGAAGUAUUAAUUUCGGUUACUGGGCUUGAAUUUUGUUAUAUGAAAUCACCAACUUCUUUUAAAGCUACAAUGCUUGGUUAUUGGUAUUUAAUUAUGUAUGUUGGAUUUUCAUUUGUUCCAAUAAUUUCUAAACUACAACCUUUUACAGAUCCAUUUUUUCAACUUUUAUUUUGUUCAUUCUCAUUAUUUAAUGUUGCUUUAAUUUUUGCUUUAAUUGCCUAUUUUUAUUAUAAUUAUCGAGACAACUCAAUUAAUGGAGGUUUUGUUGAAAAUAAUCAAAAACAAUUGUUAACAGAAGAAAUUGGUGGAAAAUUUACUGAAAAAUUAAGUGGAACUUUGAGGGCAAGUAUGGCCCGUCUUCCAACUAAAAAAGUUAUUAGACUUUAA